Messenger RNA from Musca vetustissima, 1545 nucleotides. RefSeq names its product probable cytochrome P450 9f2. Lineage: Eukaryota; Metazoa; Arthropoda; Insecta; Diptera; Muscidae. The record is from RefSeq and is a predicted model, not a curated record. The transcript has 4 exons. Gene Ontology annotation, molecular function: oxidoreductase activity, acting on paired donors, with incorporation or reduction of molecular oxygen; heme binding; iron ion binding. The coding region runs from base 1 to 1542 and encodes 513 amino acids.
AUGUGGGUCGAAUUCGCAAUAUUAUUAUCGGUGGUUGUGUAUCUGAUCUAUCGUUGGUCCACCGCGAAUUAUGACUUCUUUGAGAAGCGUGGUAUUCCCUAUGCCAAACCCGUUCCAAUGUUUGGCAAUUUUAUGGAAAUGGUGUUACGUCGCAAAUCAAUGUUUGAUAUAUUCAUUGAAAUCUACAAUAAAUACGAUGGAAAAAUUUAUGGCAUCUUCGAUCAACGCCAGCCCAUGUUCCUGGUACGUGAUCCCGAUUUGGUGAAGCAAAUUGCCAUUAAGGAUUUCGAUCAUUUCGUUAAUCAUCGUUCGAUAUUUGGUGAAGAGGAAGGAAAAAACUUGUUCGCCGCUUCGCUGUUCAUGAUGAAAGAUUCGAAGUGGAAGGAUAUGCGUAGUACGUUGAGUCCUGCAUUUACGGGUAGUAAAAUGCGUUCAAUGUUCCAGCUGAUGAAUGAAGUGGCCCAACAUACCUUGGCUCAUGUGAAGAAACAGCCAACAGUUUUUACCGAACAGGGGUUAGAAUUGGAGGUCAAAGAUUUUAUAACACGCUUCACAAAUGAUAUUAUUGCCUCGACGGCCUUUGGACUACAAGUCGAUUCGUAUAAGGAUAUGGAUAAUGAAUUUUAUAAAAUGGGCAAAAAAGUCACAAACUUUACAUUUGUGCAGAAUUUAAAAUUUUUGAUGUAUCCCAAUUUUAAGAAAAUUAUGAAGUUAUUGGACAUUGAUUUAUUCGACAAAAAAGACACCGACUAUUUUAUGCGCCUCGUCUUGGAUGCCAUGAAAUAUCGCCAGGAACACAAUAUUAUACGUCCCGAUAUGAUCAAUAUGUUGAUGGAAUCUCGGGGCAUGUUGAAAUCUCAUGAUAAUUUUAAGCCCACAAAUCGUGAAUGGACUGAUGUUGAUAUUGUGGGACAAUGUUUCCUUUUCUUUUUCGCUGGAUUUGAAACAUCCGCCGCUUUGACAUGUUUAACAUCCCAUGAGUUAAUGGAAAAUCCCGAUGUACAAGAAAAGCUCUAUGAAGAAAUUCAAGAGGUAGAACAACAACUGGAGGGUAAACAACUUAGCUAUGAGGCUCUUAUGGGUAUGCGUUAUAUGGAUAUGGUGGUGCAAGAAUGUCAACGCAAAUGGCCCGGUGCCAUUGCCAUAGAUCGUAUCUGUAAUAAGGAUAUUACCUACGAUUUGGAUGAUGGCACAAAGUUGGAAUUGAAAAAAGGUGAUGGUAUUUGGAUACCCGUUGUUGGUUUCCAUCGUGAUCCGAAGUACUUUGAAAAUCCCGAAAAAUUCGAUCCCGAGAGAUUCAGUGAAGAGAAUAAGGAUAAAAUCCAUCCGUUUGCAUAUUUGCCAUUUGGUGUGGGUCCCAGGAAUUGUAUUGGCUCCCGUUUUGCUUUGUUGGAAACGAAAGUUCUGAUUUAUUAUUUGUUAAGAGAAUUCAAAUUUGAACCAGCCAAAAAGAGUUGCAUUCCCAUGAAAUUGAAUCCGGCCGGUUUCCAAUUGGCACCCAAAGAUGGCUUUUGGAUUAAAUUUAUAAGCAGAACAAAAUAGAGG